UGUGCCAUGCAAGAAUUGAACCUGUCAAAAACAAUCCACCUUUACCGGCACCGCGCUCCCAGCCAUUGCGAAGCCAUCAACACCAAAUCAAACUCGAUUGUUAUUUUUUCUGCUGUAAUUAGAAACAACAGAGAUAAAAGAAAAUAAAAAUCAGCAAGAGAAGAGGAGACCUGAAGGUCGAAGUCUUUUCCGCCGAUGAACAAAAUAAACACCCUUACUUCUAACGCUCUUUCUCUCUCUCCUUUCUACAAUAUAUCAUAAUUUUCAGCUUAUAAAGGAUAAAGAGAAAGCUGAAGACUUAAAUAAAAAGUGAUGAUAGUUGGCAAAUGAUAGAAGAGCCACAUGACUUAAGAAAAUACAAUACAAGAAGCUGCCUCUCUUUUUGCUGGUCAUGAGUUGUCUAUUUCUCUCCAAAAUCUCAAAUUGGUGGCUUUAUUGUCUUGUAGUUUAUGUUCCCAUGUCCUUAACAGAAGCUAUUGCCCAACUUCUAUUUCACUGACCUCUAUCAAUAGUCAACUAAACUCAGUAUCUUUGUCUGUAUUUCAGAUCACAACCCUCCAACCCUAAUCAGACAAUCUCAACUUUGACUUUCACUUGUAUCAAUCUUCUCUUUUACCAUUCAUUUUGAAACUAUUCUCUUCUUCUUCUUUUAUUAAUUAGGUUUAAAAACAUUGCUUGGAUUUUUCACUUUGUCCUAAUUGUUUUGGACUUAUUAUGGCCAACUACUCUAUUCUAAUACUAUAUCCAUAAUCAUCACAAACACUAUAUGCUAAUUACUUUUACUAUAUCUCCAAAAUUACCCUUUAAAAAUUUAUAUAAUUACGUAGCCAAAAUUGGGACAAAAAAUUUACAUAUUUAAAGGUAUUAAGUGGCAACAGCACACUUUAUAGAAAAGCACAAAGCAAAACCCUAUAUGUGCAUAUGUGUAUCUAAGUAGAUCAACUCAAUGAAAUAAAAAUCCCUCUUCCAAAUUUUCAUACUCAAACAAAACCAUUACAAAAAGAAAAGUUUCUUUCCAUUGCAAUUUCAUCUUAGCUCCACAAACAAAAUUUCAUAAACAGAGCCACCCAGGGGCCCAAUGUUUAAAAUGGGCUCAAUCUCGGCCCAAAAUGCCUGACACUUCCAAAAAUUGGGCUGCAUCCAAAUAAGGCCCAGUCAUGAAAACAUGGGCCCAAGAAACCAUAAACCACCAACAGCCGAAUCACAGAAGAGAAGAGCAAGCAAGUGAAAGCUGAAAAGCAAAUAGAAAAAGAUUUCGUGGGGAAGAAGCAACCGAACUCCAAAACCCAUAAUCCGAAAUCCAGAGAAUUGGGAGCAGAUAGGUAUUGAAACUUUUGAGUUUGGAGAGUUGAAUCAUCGACGAGAGGCAGGAAUGGAUGUGAUAAAGACGCAGCAAAUAUCGUCGAGACCGAUAGAGAAGGUAAUAGUGCACCCACUGGUUCUCCUGAGUAUCGUCGAUAACUACAACAGAGUCGCUAAGGAUACUCGCAAACGCGUUGUUGGUGUUUUGCUUGGUUCUUCUUUUAAAGGCGCCGUUGAUGUCACUAACAGCUAUGCAGUGCCCUUUGAAGAAGAUGAUAAGGACCCAAGCAUCUGGUUUCUUGACCACAAUUAUCACGAGUCUAUGUUUUCUAUGUUCAAAAGAAUAAAUGCCAGGGAGCAUGUGGUGGGUUGGUAUAGUACAGGUCCAAAACUGAGGGAAAAUGACCUGGAUAUUCAUGGACUUCUUAAUGAUUAUGUUUCAAAUCCUGUCUUGGUCAUAAUUGAUGUCCAACCAGUGGAGCUGGGAAUUCCCACAAAAACUUACUGUGCAGUCGAAGAGGAAAGAGAAAAUGCCACCCAGAAAAGCCAAAAGGUGUUUGUGCAUGUGCCGUCAGAAAUUGCUGCUCAUGAAGUUGAGGAAAUUGGAGUGGAACAUUUGCUAAGGGAUGUGAAGGACGCCUCUAUUAGCACCCUCGCAACUGAGGUGUCUGGGAAACUCACUGUUUUGAAAGGGUUGGAUGCUCGACUUAGAGAAAUACGCAGUUAUCUUGACCUUGUUAUGGAUGGAAAGCUACCACUAAACCAUGAGAUUUUGUACUAUUUACUGGUCUAAUUAUGAGUUUUCAGAGUUGUUAUAUUUCCUUUUUUUUGUGUCCUUGUGUGCACACAUGUACACAUAUAUAUUAUGCCUGAAGCUAUCCUUUCAAUCUCUAUUGGGAGAAGGGGAGAAAGGAAAUAAAGAAGAAAAUUUCAAAUA
Molecule: messenger RNA, 2239 nt
Organism: Manihot esculenta (cassava)
Lineage: Eukaryota; Viridiplantae; Streptophyta; Magnoliopsida; Malpighiales; Euphorbiaceae
Product: 26S proteasome non-ATPase regulatory subunit 7 homolog A
Exons: 7
Coding region: 1373-2095 (240 amino acids)
Biological process (GO): proteasome-mediated ubiquitin-dependent protein catabolic process
Cellular component (GO): proteasome complex; proteasome regulatory particle
Molecular function (GO): metallopeptidase activity; protein binding
Source: RefSeq, a predicted model, not a curated record